Fusarium sp. VM40 is the source of this 606-nucleotide messenger RNA. NCBI's taxonomy places the organism in Eukaryota, Fungi, Ascomycota, Sordariomycetes, Hypocreales, Nectriaceae. The record is from the annotation of a GenBank genome assembly.
AUGGUCCCUUCAACGAAUUCGGGAAUGUUUGACGCACUCGAUGAAUUUCUCGGCCGCUUCCACUGUGAGGAGCCUGGCAGGAGGAAACACCAUCAAAGACCGCUUUUCGGUCAUAUAUAUAUGCCAAGCUAUCGGCUAGAGGGUGUAUCGAUAGUCGAGCAUAUUCGCCAGUCUUUCGAAGAGACUGCGCCUCUUUUCUUCGUCACCUCGAAGCAGGAGGCACAACUCGGCUCUGGACUCCAGACCGAUUGUCAAGUCCCCCCGGUGACGAUGCUCUACCAAGAGCUUCUCCAGAUUUUGAGGAGGGAUAUGGACGUGGAGACCAUUGAAGAUUGGCAUUUCCUUCCGACAGCCCACAAUGAGCAUGGUAGGCUUCCUCUCACAGUAGUGGUCGUGUUACAGCUCGAUCCUACCGUGCCAGCUGAUUGUGCGCUUUCACUGGCUUGUCUUGUUGAGUGGGAUGGCGACUUUCUUUCCGCGUUUGUUGCGUCAGCGCAGCCUUCUAUCCCAAUGACAACUGUCGAUUUGGUUGCUCCUGGUCGCUCAGACUCUUUCUCUGACUGUCUAGUAUCAGAAGGCAAGGAUGACGGGGGCAGAGAUACUUGA